GGCAGUGGCACGUAGUGGUUGAAAGUACAAAAUUAUUUAAUUAAUUUUGUUACAAAUAAAAUGCUGGGAGUAUAUUUAGACGUGUUGGAAGCUUCCCACGAGGCCGAUGUGGCUGAAGCGCGAGCAUCCAGCCGUAGAGCUAAUGCAGCUCUACGGCAAGAAAUUUUAAAUGUGUCGGAAGCACAAUUCCGAAAGAGAUAUCGACUCUCUACAGACCAAUAUUCUAAAUUGGUCACCGAAAUAGAACCCUAUAUUUCCACCCCUUUACGGACAGAUGGGCUCGAUGUGGAGACAAAGAUUUUAAUAGCCUUGUCAUUUUACGCGACUGGCUCGUACCAGACCCCAGUGGGAGACAGCAAAUUUCACCCUGCAUCCCAAGCCAGCGUCAGCAAGGCCCUCGAGGAGGUGACAGUGGCACUAAAUAGGCCUGAAAUAUUUCACAAAUAUGUGAAAUUUCCAUUAAGUCGCCAUGAGAGGGAGAAAGUGAAAAGAAAAUUUUAUAGAUCUACAAGACUGCCCGGGGUUCUAGGCUGUGUGGAUGGAACCCAUGUGGCAAUUGUGACACCCCACGAACACGAGGAGCGGUAUUUUAACAGGAAGGGGUAUCAUUCUCUAAAUGUUUUGAUAUUAUGUGACGCUGAUCUGAUGAUCAUGAGUGUAGACCCGAGUUACCCAGGGGCUACACAUGAUAGCAAAAUUUGGGAAAACCACCCAUUAAAAGGUUUAAUGGAAAGAUUAUAUGAGGAGGAAGAAGACAUUUACUUUUUAGGAGAUUCUGGGUAUCCUCUCAGGGCCACUCUGAUGACACCCAUUGAGAACGCCUUGCCAGGGUCUCCAGAAGCUCACUACACCAGUCUUCAUGUGUCUGGACGCUGUUGUGUUGAGCGAUGCAUAGGAGUGUUAAAGGCUCGCUUUAGAUGUCUUCUGGCUGACCGCCGGCUUCAUUACUCGCCGGAGAAAGCAGCGAGAAUAACCAACGCCUGCUGCGUACUCCAUAACAUCGCCCACGCUGGCGGCAUCGAGUACGAGCCACUGACCGAGGAGGAGGCACGCCGCGAGCGCCAGCUCACCGAGGGCGCGUCGCCCCGCGCCCCGCCCGCGCCGGAGGACCCGGCGUCUGUCGCGCGCGCCGUGCGUGCCGGUCGUGAGCGCCGUCAUCGUCUAGUCAACCAGCUGUGGCGCCAAAGACAUAUUCUUCCACGCUAG
Molecule: messenger RNA, 1206 nt
Organism: Amyelois transitella
Lineage: Eukaryota; Metazoa; Arthropoda; Insecta; Lepidoptera; Pyralidae
Product: putative nuclease HARBI1
Exons: 6
Coding region: 61-1206 (381 amino acids)
Source: RefSeq, a predicted model, not a curated record